This is a messenger RNA of Danio aesculapii, 5968 nucleotides long. It is a transcript of the gene hs3st3b1b, whose product is annotated as heparan sulfate (glucosamine) 3-O-sulfotransferase 3B1b. Gene Ontology annotation, molecular function: [heparan sulfate]-glucosamine 3-sulfotransferase activity. The record is from RefSeq and is a predicted model, not a curated record. NCBI's taxonomy places the organism in Eukaryota, Metazoa, Chordata, Actinopteri, Cypriniformes, Danionidae. Bases 280 to 1470 code for a protein of 396 amino acids. The transcript is spliced from 2 exons.
UGCAGCCGGGAGCAGCUCCUACGGCUGGGAAACAAGUGCACCGGUCGUUCUCCUCGGUUUUCUCGUUUUCUUCCGCAGAUAUGAGAGAGAACAGCUGACUAAAAUCGCAUUCCUUGAUGCCCCCGUCCACUUUGGGCUAGUUUGUUUCACCUCUGAGGAUUUAAUUGUGGACUCAUGGCUUUCAAAGACUCCUGAGGGGAGGAUUCUGGACUUGGGCAGAACUGUACGUACCUGUCAAUAUGUCCAGCUGGAGUGUGAUAGUCUGCAUGCACAGGGCUUAUGGAAUAUAGCCUGUUCUGUCACCACUUUUACGCACUCUCCGUCAGUCCCGUGAAGAAGAAACUCGGGCUCCUCUUCAUCAUGCUGCUCCUCUGGGUCUACAUGCUGUACUCCUGUGUGGGCUACUGUGCCACUAUGCCACCGAGUUUAGUUGUGGACAAUAGUAAUCGAGCGAAGGAGACGGAUUUCCUGGGGAAAUACGCCGAGGCAGAAAGUGGCCGGUCGGACCUGAUGAUGUCCAAGCUCCUGUCCAGACCGCAGAGCUCGUGGACGGACGUAGAGUCAGAUUACGACGAGCCUGCGGUCAGGAGAGCUCCCAGAGACUUUUCUAAAGAUGAAGGGGACACAGACCGAGCUGAGGAGUGGGACGACGGACGGAGGGUGUCCGCGCUGUCAACUUUCUCCAACGGCUCGGGCAGUAAGAAGCUUCCUCAGGCGAUCAUCAUCGGCGUGAAGAAGGGCGGGACGCGCGCGCUGCUGGAGUUUCUGCGCGUGCAUCCAGAUAUACGCGCGGUCGGAGCAGAGCCGCACUUCUUCGACCGGAAUUAUGAUAACGGACUGGACUGGUACAGGGACCUGAUGCCGAAGACCCUGGAGGGCCAGAUCACCAUGGAGAAAACACCAAGCUACUUUGUCACACGCGAAGCUCCAUCCAGGAUCUACGCCAUGUCCCGUGACACCAAGCUGAUAGUGGUGGUUCGGGACCCCGUCACAAGAGCCAUCUCUGACUACACACAAACUCUGUCUAAGAAGCCUGACAUUCCUACUUUUGAGAGCCUGACAUUCAAAAACAGGACUACAGGGUUGAUCGACACCUCGUGGAGUGCCAUUCAGAUCGGCAUCUACGCCAAACACCUGGACAACUGGCUGCAGUUCUUCCCCAUGAGCCAGAUCCUGUUCGUGAGCGGAGAGAGGCUGAUCAGCGACCCGGCCGGAGAGCUGGGCCGCGUGCAGGACUUCUUAGGCCUGAAGAGGAUCAUCACAGACAAACACUUCUACUUCAACCAGACCAAGGGCUUCCCUUGUCUCAAAAAGGCAGAGGGCAGCAGUAAGCCCCAUUGCCUGGGUAAAACCAAAGGGCGAACCCAUCCAAACAUUGACCCGGAGGUCGUGCAGAGACUUCGAGACUUCUACAGGCCUUUCAACAUGAAGUUCUACCAGAUGACUGGUCAUAACUUUGGUUGGGAUUAAUGGUGAAUUGGAGGACCUGUCGUUUUUCUUUCCUUUUUCUGUGUAUUUGAAAUGGCAAAUGGACAUUGAAAUAAUUGCUAUAUAUAUGUAAAAUGUACAGAAAUCUAUUUUAUAAUAAUUUAUUUUUAAUUUCUAAGCAAUUAAUUCACUAAGCUGCCUAACCAUGUUGUACAUAACGUCCGGCCCAACUCUGGUCUCACCGCCGACAUUCCACGUUUUUGAUUUGCUGUGCGUAUUUCUAUUCAUAAUGAAUUUAAUGGUGCUUCCGAAUUCGAAAAUUCAAAACAAACAAACACAAACAGUGUGUUACGGGUAUCGUGCAUUUACAAGCCGUGCAUUUGUGCUUCUCUUUCAGUUCUGGUGUGUACCUUUGUGACAGAGGCGGGCGAAUGAACUUUAUCCCACACUCUGACCGCAUUUCAUGUUUCAUUACACUCCAUGUUGGCCUGAAUCCCACUACAUUUGGCUGAUAAGCAAGAGAGCUGAUCUGAAAGGUCCCUUUACUCAAUAAGAUGACGAUCAAUAGCCCUAAUUGCUACUUACAGUGUCACUCAUGUUUAGAGCCGACCGCUGGCCUUUCAUUCACAGGGUUCUGUAAUGAAUGACCAAUCCGUCGAUGGCUAAAUCGUAGCAUGUCGUCAUUAUGCUAAUCGUGUAACAUAUCUAAACCGAUCGAUUGGCUUCAGAAAUGGUCUGCUUCGCCGUCUGAAAGGUUCAAAGGUCAAGAUAGCAUUGGAUUUGUUUCAAAAGCAAGAGCCAAAUGAUAUACGCCUCAUUGAUGGUAGGCCCCUAUAUCUCUAUGAAGAAGCUUCACCCAAAUGUGACUCAUGCUAGAAAUUGAAACCCCAUCAAAACACGUUUUCCAACGCAUCUCAGUUCUUGUUGUCUUGCCAAAUUUGAACAAGCUUGCAUUGAGAUGCCUCAUCUUUUUCUCAUGUGAGCCUCCAUGUGCUUUUGUUUGUCGUUCUACUUGAAAGCGAGGAGAAACAGUCGGUCGCUCUUUAUCUGUGAAAUUCAUCCCGUGACCGUUGAGAUGGCGGCUGUCUUGAAGGCAAGAUGAAUGACAGGGUUUAUUUAAUGCAGCUUUGAGCAUCUGAUUUAGGAUCAGCUCUAAAGCCUUGUUCACACUACGGGAGACUCGCAGCAGCAAAACAACUAGCGACCGUUCGUUUCAAUAGAGGGCAAGCGACAUCGACCGUUGGCGACUAGGUGGGCAUGUCGAGCGAUGCGAUGAAGUUGAGAAUCCUUCAACUUUAUGCAAAUGAAGAGCAACUUUUUUGAGCGACAGCCAAUAGGAGCAUCAGUAGAGCUCACGGGAUUCUCUCUAAGCUCGCUCAGAGGCUGGUUGUAUCCAUGCUGUAUACAGUGCAUCCGGAAAGUAUUCAUAGCGCUUCACUUUUUCCACAUUAUUUUAUGUUACAACCAUAUUCCAAAAUGGAUUAAAUUAAUUUAUUUCCUUAAAAUUCUACACACAAUACCACAUAAUGACAAUGUGAAAAAAUAUUUUUUUUAAUUGUUGCAAAUUUAUUAAAAAUAAAAAACCUGAAAAAUCACAUGUACACAAGUAUUCAUAGCCUUUGCUCAUUAAUAUUGUUGAUGCACCUUUGGCAGCAAUUACAGCCUUAAGUCUUUUGGAUAUGAUGCCACAAGCUUGGCACACCUGUCUUUUGGAAUUUUUGAUCAUUCCUCUUUGCAGUACCUCUCAAGCUCUAUCAGGUUGAAUCGGAAGCAACCGUGUACAGCCAUUUUCAGAUCUCUCCAGAGAUGUUCAAUAGGAUUUAGGUCUGGGUUCUAGCUGGGCCACUCAAGGACAUUCACCGAGUUGUUGUGAAGCCACUCUAUUGAUAUUUUGGCGGUGUGCUUUGGGUCAUUGUCCGGCUGGAAGAUUAGUCAUCAUACAUUGCUGCAUUCAUCUUUCCCUCUAUCCUGACUAGUCUUCUUGAUGCUGAAAAACUACCCUACAGCAUGAUGCUGCCACCACCAUGCUUCAUUGUAGGCAUGGUAUUAGCCUGGUGAUGUGCGGUGCCUGGUUUUCUCCAAACGUACCGCCUGACAUUCACUCCAAAGAGUUCAAUUUUAGUCUGAUCAGACCAGAAAAUUUUGUUUCUUAUGGUCUGAGAGUCCUUCAGAUGCCUUUUGGCAAAUACCAGGCAGGGAGUGGCUUCUGUUUGGCCAAUCUACCAUACAGGCCUGAUUGGUGGAUUGCUGCACAGAUGGUUGUCCUUCUGUAAGGUUCUCCUCUCUCCACAGAAGAGCACUGGAGCUCAGACAGAGUAACUAUGGAGUUAUUGAUCACCUCCCUGACUAAGGCCCUUCUCCCCGAUCACUUAGCUUAGAUGGCCAGCCAGCACAAGGAAGAGUCCUGGUGGUUCCAAAAAUCUUCCACUAACAGAUGAUGGAGGCCACUGUGCUCAUUGGAACUUUCAGAGCAUCAGUAACCUUCCCCAGCCUUGUGCCUCGAGACAAUCAUGUCUCGGAGGUGUACAGACAAUUGCUUUGUCUUCAUGCUUGGUUUGUGCUUUGACAUGCACCUUAUAUAGACAGGUGUAUGUCUUUUCAAAUCAUGCCCAAUCAACUAAGUUUACCACAGGUGAACUCCAAUUAAGCUGCUGAAACAUCUCAAGAAUGAUCAGUGGAAACAGAAUGUACCUGAGCUCAAUUUAGAGCUUCAUGGGAAAGGCUGUGAAUAUGUACAUGUGACUUUUCAGUUUUUUUUUUUUUUUUUUUUUUUUUUUAAUAAAUUUGCAACAAUUUCAACAAAUCUUUUUUCACAUUGUCAUUAUGGGGUAUUGUGUGUAGAAUUUUGUGGAAAUAAAUGAAUUUAAUCAAUUUUGGAAUAAGGCUGUAGUCCUAAAAAAAUGGUGGUGCACUAUUACCCACCCAACCCCCCAUGCUGUUUUAUAAUUUUACCUGAACGUUUCAGCGAGACAUCAUUCAGUUGACUUUGAAAACACACGAAAUUUUCUCACAGCUGCUGUGGUCAUCAGGGGGCGGGGAAUGGUGCAAAAUAUAAACAAAAAUGCACCAAUUGCAACAAAUUAAGAUGAGAGUUAAAAAAUAAACAUUUGAUACACAGUUAAAGGGGAUGCGAAUACACGUAAAUUAGGGAAGUCUAAUCAGCAAAACAAGUGAGUAUACCGAGAGUCUACACAAUUAUUGAUCCUCAGAAGUCGUUAUACCCAAACUGCUAGUGAAAAAAAAAUAGGCAUACUGAGUAUACGUGUGUAUAGCCCAGACUACACCACCGGCUGUAACAAAAAAAAAUGUGAAAAAAGUGAAGCGCUAUGAAUACUUUCCGGAUACACUGUAUACCUACACAGACCUGCGUUUGCAGCAGGUCGCCAUCCAGAGCGUCAUGCAGCCACAAAGUUGCUGCUAGUGUGAAUGAGGCAUAAGGUGUAGGGUUUAAAAGGUAAAACAUGCCACUUUUUUUAUUUUUAAACACACCUCAGCUUUAACGUCAGGUUGGGAGCAGAUUUUCAAAGAGUGAGGUCACAUGCAGGUUGUAAGGCAUAUGAAUAUAGCAUUACGAAUGUACUGAAACUUCGCCUUUUUCACCCACCCUGUUUAAUAUACUGGAAAAUGAAAUGCAGAGGGAAGAGGUUUGCCUAAUUGUUUGUUUUUGGAUGAAUGCAUUCGAAAACAAUUCAAUGAAAGCGUUCUGUAUCAGCUCACUGAUUCUUUUUGUUUAGUUUUACAACAUUCUGUGCCUCGAACCAGUCCUGUGCUACGCUAAGCCAACUUCCUUUCAUUUAGAGAGGAGAUUGUAAUAUUUAUCAGCUGCGCGGACACAGCCAUACGAUUCUUGUUGGCCUUUGAGUCCGAAUUAAGCGGCGAGAGCUCCAAGGGCAUUUUUCCUACUAUAUUCAAUUCAUCAAGCAAUCAAAUGUUCUGAGGAGGAAAAAGAGAAACAAUGCGAAGUUUCUCCUCCAACUGUAAUCAAAUCAUCAAAGCUCGUUUCUUGCAUUCACAUUGCAUUUAAAAGCAAAUCAGUUGGAUGAUAGAAGAAAUGGGGUCAAGCGGAUUGUCAUCAAAAUGCUCACCCACGGGGCCUCCUGUGAUUUUUAACCAGUGCAAUUGGGUUUUUGGUUCAGAAACUGUUGUCCCGGGAUAGCAAAGAAGAGCUUUUUUUCCUGGGUAGAGUUUGUCGCUGAUUACAUGUGAAUCGCAUAUGAAUACUGAUCUGUCAAAGGUGGUAUGAGCCAAGUUUCAUAGCUUUGCUCGCGGUCAGGCAGUGUGCAUCUGUUUAACGGUUGAGUUUUAUUCAACCUCACAGAGAUAUACAGAUGUUGGUCUUACUCUGAGUAUAACACAAAUAAAUAGACUAGAAGUGAUCUCUAUGUACAAAUGAUGAGGAAGACAUGUAAACCAAGUAUUUUGUGGUAUCAAAUUAAUUUUACACCAUGAAAGAGAAAAAAAUGGAACAGAUGUUUCUAGAUAAUUAAAUACUGAACAUUCAUACGUUUGCUUUGUAUGAAGAAUAAAAUAAAAUAUAUAU